CAGGUUACGAGACGUGCCGGAACGCGACGCCAGGUCACGUGCCUAGAUAAUUUGGGAAGCUCAAUUUGAGUUGUGCUUGGAUUCGAUCUUUCGACGUAAAAUGCCAAGCGCACGCAUGUUGUCAUCAAAGUUCCAACUUCGUAAGUGUUACCGCUGCUCUCUCUUGCUUGCGAAGUGGCAAGUCUCUGACGAAUCUUCGUCUCGACAUUGCUACCCUGGCUACCCCAUACUUCCAAGCCUUCAUCAUGCCCUUACGAUUGGACACAGGCACAGACUGGAACAAUGUCAAGUCGUCCCAAACGCAAUAUCUAGAGUAUGCAGGCAGGAGAAUUGUUCGGUAAUAGUCUGCAUUAGGGCCAAUUUGAGUCUGCCUGUGACUACUUGGCUGCAAACCCCAAGAUUCCUAUUAUUUUCACAUCAACUCAAGAUGAGAACUCUUCUCCCCGAUUACAAGUUAGAUGCCGGUGUGUCCAUACCAACUAUAGCUAGCAAUUGGACUUUGGCAUCCAUUACUCGCGGUUCUUCCGUCGAAGGACGGGCACCUCCAAAAGCCAAGAUUGAAACAGGCGGUUACGCUGCUACCCUCAUGCAUACACAACUCGGGCCAUUAGCUCGACAGACCGUCGGAUUAUGUGAGCCAAUACUAUUUCAUGCUCAUGAUACUCGAUCUAUUAUCUCAUAUUCCUCUCAACUCUAAACACGUGCCCGAACUUGAUCAGCCAACCUGGGAGCACCUCCGAAAACGCUCUUCCUCCUCUUUCAGGGAGUUCGAGCAGUCGUGGAUCUCGGAUAGUCGCGGAGCUACGUUGCUAUUGAAGAGAGUUCAGCUUUUGG
Molecule: messenger RNA, 834 nt
Organism: Pseudomassariella vexata
Lineage: Eukaryota; Fungi; Ascomycota; Sordariomycetes; Amphisphaeriales; Pseudomassariaceae
Exons: 2
Coding region: 101-697 (198 amino acids)
Source: RefSeq, a predicted model, not a curated record